This is a messenger RNA of Hypoxylon trugodes, 2617 nucleotides long. Its product is annotated as DUF300-domain-containing protein. Gene Ontology annotation, molecular function: transporter activity. The transcript is spliced from 4 exons. The record is from RefSeq and is a predicted model, not a curated record. The coding region runs from base 530 to 2173 and encodes 547 amino acids. Gene Ontology annotation, biological process: transport. Lineage: Eukaryota; Fungi; Ascomycota; Sordariomycetes; Xylariales; Hypoxylaceae.
CACGAAUUAUGUGGUAGACCCCGGCGUAGUUUCCAACUGCCAACGGGGCUGAGCAGUAGUUUCUUUGUUCCAAACCUGCCCAACUCGGCUCAACUCAACUCAACUUAUUCCAUCAUCCCGCCAAGUCAACCCUUUCUUCUCAUUUACAUCUUUUCAUUCAUUACGAUACCCCCCCUUUCGCUAUUUUAUAAUACGCCACGAAUAAAACCUCACCCGCCGGUCGGUCGCGCAUCGUUCUCCCAGUAUAAAAUACAUUCGACGUAGAGACCCGUCCAAUUAUCGAGUUCCGAUCGACUCGUGUUUCCGUUUGCGUCGCAAGCAUUAGCAUAGCCACCAAAUCCUUUUCCCACGACAUCGACUAGCCACGUCAAUCACAAAUUAUUUCGAACAUAAUACAAUUAUUCGUAUCGAGCGAAUUCUAAUAAACAUAGCGUUAUUUGGAGGAAGAAACGAGUGCAUAUUCGAGGAUUAAACCUAUAACGUUCGAUUCCUACAACGUUUCACGGAUGAUUGAAUCGAAGCCGGCGCGAUGAAUUUAACAUGUAAUUCCACGUUAGAGGAUAUGAGGAUCGGGUCGGAGGAGAAGAUCGCAGGAUCCUUGACCUUCCACCAGCUCGCCCUCAUAAUCUCUGGCGCCUCUACCAUAGUCGCCUACAUCGCUAGCUUUUACUUGAUGUGGCGACAUGCCAUCAACUACACAAAACCUCAAGAACAGAGACAUAUUAUUCGUAUUUUAUUUAUGGUCCCCGUUUACGCUACCUCGGCUUUCUUGUGUAUAUGGUAUUAUUGGCACGCCGUCUACUUCCAGGUUAUCAGCGACUGUUAUGAAGCGUUUGCCAUCGCCUCUUUCUUCGCGCUUUUAUGCCAUUAUGUCGCACCCGAUCUCCACGAGCAAAAAGAAUUCUUUCGACAUAUGCGCCCUAUAAAAGAAUGGGUUUGGCCGAUAAAUUGGUUUGCCAAGUGUUGCGGAGGAGACCGAGGACCUUGGAGAACUCCGAAGAGCGGUCUAACUUGGUUCAACAUUAUUUGGAUCGGUAUCUAUCAUUAUUGCUUCAUCCGAGUUGCUAUGACUAUUACGGCCGUCGUAACGCAAUACUUUGAACGGUAUUGCGAGAGUUCUAAUAGCCCCGUUUUCGCUCAUAUCUGGGUUAUUGCAAUCGAAUGUAUAGCAGUCACCAUUGCUAUGUACUGUGUCAUUCAGUUCUAUGUACAGUUACGGGAGCCACUUGCGGAACACAAGCCAUUCCUCAAAGUUCUGGCUAUCAAAUUGGUCAUCUUUUUGUCUUUCUGGCAAACUAUUGCCAUCUCACUCGGAACCUCGACCCUUCAUAUCGUCAACCCGAACGCCGUUCUCGCCUAUCCCGAUUUGAAAGUUGGAAUUCCUAGUUUGAUGCUCUGCGUCGAGAUGGCCCUAUUCGGCAUACUUCACUUGUGGGCAUUCCCUUAUGCUCCCUAUAAAGAAAACGCCAAGACGAGUUUCUACCCCGUUCCCGAUCCGUCUAUGGAGAUACCGCCUCGCGAAAAUGAGCAUCACCCUAAGAUGGGUGGUUUCAUGGGUCUGAAAGCUUUCGGAGACGCUCUCAACUUAUGGGAUGUUAUUAAGGCCUUUGGUCGUGGUAUGAGAUGGUUGUUUGUGGGGGUUAAGCGCCGCCACCAAGAUCCCAGCUACCAGGCCAAGCCUGAAGAUAUCGAUACUAGUUACCCUAUGAAACCGUACACUGCAGCUCAUGCCGGCGGGAAAGGUGCGGACGGCCUACCGAUUGCAAACGAGUUCCGACGAAGCGCCUUCGGACUUCCACAUAACCCUGGCGAUCCGGUCCCUGAAGAGAGUGCUGGGUUGAUAGUUAACGCCCAGCCGAAUCCCGGCAGUCCCCCGAGACGCCAACCUGGCCCAUACUUGGACUCGCGGCCAACGCAGCUUUAUGACGACCCUAACCACAUUCAUGAGUCUCCGGUGUCCUACGCCCCUUACGAUGAUGCGAGGGGUGACCUGGGAGCUCCGGGCGCACGAUACGAAUAUGAUCCUCGUGAAAUGUACAGCAGCCAGGGUGGAAGUACAGCGGGCUGGAGCGAGCCGCAAGGCGGACCCAGAGCAGGUCAAAGGAGUUCAACGCAAGUCCGUGUCGGCAACGCGUUAUGGGGCGACCGAACCCCACAAGGCGGCGCGAGAUGAAAGUGAAGCAUAGCAUUUGAGACGCAUGGGAUCUGGUUAUGUUUUCACUACAAUGCAUAUUCGGGGUCCGCGGGGUCAGCCUUGAGGUUCGGCGUUAGGGAAUGUUUUUUGAACGAUGCUUUUAUUUGAGGCGAGGCGUUACGAGUGGUCCAUCUAUACCAGGCGAAGACUUGAUGUGUUUGGUCUUAUUCCCACUACUUCUACCUACCGAAGUGAACUGCACUGGAUUGGAGUGGCUGGAUUAUGCAUGCGUGUUUAUAUGUUGAGCAUUAUUGGCUACGACUCCCCAUGAUAGUAACUGGACUACAUUAUUUGCUGGCAAAGGGCAAAAGUAAAGCAAGGCAGCAAAUAAAAACCAGGAAAGGGUGGCAUACUUAGAUAUAGAUCGAUCGAUACCUUAGUGUUUUAUGUCUAUAUAAUGAAACGAUACGUGGAAUUUCUGCA